AAUGAAUUCAGCCAAUAGAAUUAAUCUAUACUAAAAAUGAUGGUUUAUGUUACUGGUUCCAAGCCCUUGAUCUAAUCCUGAAGUUGGAAAUCAUACAGAAUGUCGGUCAGCGCAUUACGUCAAGUGAUACAAAAACGUGACCUGGUAAGACAGGUAUGGCGAGUUAGUGCAAGGAGUAUUUGGGAUGGCUGUCUUUCGCUAUCUGAGGAUGAUCCAGAAAUAUCUAGUAUCAUUUCUAAAGAGAAGAAAAGACAGAUUUAUGGGUUAGAGCUGAUUGCCUCAGAGAACUUUGCCAGCCGAGCAGUACAAGAAGCCUUGGGCUCCUGCUUGACCAACAAGUACUCGGAGGGUUACCCCGGGGCAAGGUAUUAUGGUGGCAAUGAGUAUAUAGAUCAGGUGGAGAGACUUUGUCAGAAAAGAUCCCUGGACGCUUAUCGUUUAGAUCCUGCUCAGUGGGGCGUCAAUGUGCAACCGUAUUCCGGUUCCCCAGCAAAUUUUGAGGUGUUUACAGGUCUCCUAAAACCUCAUGACAGAAUAAUGGGGCUUGAUUUACCCGACGGUGGACAUUUGACUCAUGGCUUCCAGACAGACACAAAGAGAAUAUCAGCAACCUCUAUCUACUUUGAAUCUAUGCCUUAUAGGCUUGAUCCCAAAACCGAUCUGAUUGAUUAUGCUAAACUUCGAGAGACGGCCAAACUUUUCCGUCCCAAGCUUAUAAUAGCUGGUACCACAGCUUACUCUAGACUGCUUGACUACAAGUCCUUCAGAGAGACAUGUGAUGAAGUAAAGGCAGUCAUGAUGGCUGAUAUGUCACAUAUAUCUGGUCUGGUAGCUGCAAAUGUUAUACCAUCUCCCUUCGAUUACUCCGACAUCGUCACAUCAACCACUCAUAAAACACUUAGAGGACCAAGAGCUGGUAUAAUAUUUUACCGUAAGGGGGUUAAAGGUCAGGAUAAGAAGACAGGCAAGGAUAUCAUGUAUGACUAUGAGAAGAAGAUAAAUGGUGCUGUAUUCCCAUCACUACAGGGGGGACCACAUCAACAUCAGAUAGCUGCUAUAGCUGUUGCUAUGAGACAGGCUCAGUCCCCAGAGUUUAAGGAGUACCAGCUUCAGGUGUUAAAGAACGCUCACCUUUUAGGCGAGGAGCUUGUAAAACGUGGAUAUAAAGUUAUCUCAGGUGGCACUGACAAUCAUCUCAUCUUGAUGGAUCUCAGACCUGCGGGUACAGACGGUACACGCACAGAACUUGUGCUGGAAAUGGCUGCUAUUACUGUGAAUAAAAACACAACUUCCGGAGACACCCAUGCCUUCACACCUGGAGGUCUAAGGCUUGGGUCUCCUGCCCUCACAUCUCGUGGAAUGAAAGAGGCAGAGUUUAAACAGGUGGCGGAAUUUUUACACCAGGGUAUACAAAUUGCUGUAGAUAUACAGAAGAAAACAAAGACUGUGAAAGAUUUCCGAGCAUACGUACAAGAAGAUAAUGCUGAGUCAGCUAAAAUCAAGACAUUAAAGAACCAAGUGGAGGAGUUUGCUGCAUCAUACACGAUGCCUGGACUGGAGAACAGAUAAAUUACUAAACAAGACCCCAUGAUCUCAGUCAUGAUUGAAAAUUUGAAUAUUGUACAAGUUGAAUAAAGAUACGAUACAGCAUUAAAUCUUUGAUAUCAGUAUUUUUAUAUAGAAAUAAGUAAAACAUAUCUCUUUCUAUUGAAAUCUGUUUCUUUAUAUAUUAAAACAGCUACUUAAUUUCAGGUUUCAGUCACUCUUAACUUUGUACUUAAAGCU
Molecule: messenger RNA, 1785 nt
Organism: Ruditapes philippinarum (Manila clam)
Lineage: Eukaryota; Metazoa; Mollusca; Bivalvia; Venerida; Veneridae
Product: serine hydroxymethyltransferase, mitochondrial-like
Exons: 12
Coding region: 100-1569 (489 amino acids)
Biological process (GO): folic acid metabolic process; L-serine catabolic process; purine nucleobase biosynthetic process
Cellular component (GO): nucleus; cytoplasm; cytosol
Molecular function (GO): cobalt ion binding; serine binding; zinc ion binding
Source: RefSeq, a predicted model, not a curated record